AUGUUUAUUUAUGCACUAAUGUUUAAUGAAAGUAAAAAACGAAUGAUGGACGAUUAUCAACAGUUAAAAAGUAAAUAUGAAAGAUUAUGUGUGGAAUUCAAAAAGCUUCGUUCAAAGUAUAAAACGUUUAAAGACAAUGAAAAUGAAUUAAACCAACAACUACAGGAGAAACUAAUACAAAAAGAUUUAUAUAUUGAAAAAUUAAAACAAGAAAUUGAACAAUUAAAAUUAAACAAUCAUAAUAUUUCUAUUAAUGGGCUUACAAAUGAAAAUUCAACAAAAUUAUCAUUAUUAUUAAAUAAUAUUAACAAGGAUAAUGAUCAUUUAAGUCUUAUUGAUACUGUCAAUGUAAAUGAAGUGGUAAAGAAAUCUAUCAUUACUCAGGAAGUAAAUAAUAAUUUGCAUCAAACGACACUAUCAGAUGCUUCUUAUACACCUAUUCAUAUCACAAAACAUAAUUCAUUUCCCAUGGUAACUAAUGAUAAUUCAACAAAUUCGAUUCUAUCAUCUCCCACUGAUAUUUGUCAUGAUAUUAUUGUGGAUACCUAUAAUAAAUCAUCCAGUUUAAAUUUACUUCCAUCUAAAUCUUUAUUAUCAUCAUUAUCAUCAAAAUUACCAUCUUCAUCUUCAUCAUCAUUUCUAUCUGAAGAUACAUUAAUGAUAACAAAUACAACAAUAUCUAUCCCUACAACUUCUACUCCUAGUACUACUACUUCUAUUACUACUAGUACUACUACCACUACUACUCCUAUUUCUACUCCUAGUACUACUACUACUACUUCUACCCCCAGUACUACUACUUCUACUUCUACUCCUAGUACUACCACUACUACUACUUCUACCCCCAGUACUACUACUUCUACUUCUACUCCUAGUACUACUACUACUACUACUUCUACUUCUACUCUCAGUACUACUACUACUACUACUUCUACUCCUAGUAUUACUACUUCUACUCCUAGUACUACUACUCCUAUUUCUACUCCUAGUACUACUACUACUACUACUACUUCUACUCCCAGUACUACUACUACUACUUCUACUCCUAGUAUUACUACUUCUACUUCUACUCCUAGUAUUACUCCUUCUAUUUCUACUCCUAGUACUACUACUUCUACUCCUAGUACUACUUCUACUUCUACUCCUAGCACUACUACUACUUCCACCUCUACUCCUAGUACUACUACUACUUCUACUCCUAGUACUACUACUACUACUACCCUUAAUCUUUCAUCUUCUUAUGAUCAAGAUUGGACAUUCAUUGUAAAUACAGAAGAGAAAUUAAUUGAACAAUUUGUACAAUUAUUAAAUAAUUGGAUCAAUUCAUUAAAAACAAAUCAAAAUUUAUCAUUUAUAAAUAAAGAAAAAAUAGAUCCUAUUCUUAUGAAUCGUAUUACACAAUUAGAAAGUCAAUUAUGCGAAAUUUCAUUACAAUAUCAAUUGGAACGUAAACGUCGAUUAAAAGAACAAUUACAGUCCGAAACAAAAGACGACGCUAAGCCUAUUGUUCACAAUAGUCAGGUGAGUGAUUCAAACGAUCCUGAGCAAUUAUCUAAUAGUAGUAAUGGAAAAUCUGAUGAAACUCCUAAUCCACACAAAGUAAUAAUGAAACGUUUACAUAAAGCUAUUGAAGAAUCAAUUUAUUUCGCUUCAAGAGCUAAUCUCUUACAGGAUGAAUUAGAAUCUCUUAUCCCAUGGAUAUUACAACUUCUUCAUUUACAUCAAAAACAACAAUAUGAAAUGAAAACAAUGAAACAAUAUAAUGAACAAUUAAAACAACAAUUAGAAUCAAUUAAAACAAAUACAAUUAAACAAAUUAAUGAAAUGGCUAAACAUAUAAAUAAUUUAACUGAAGAAUUACAAACAAUUCGAUUAAAUUCAUUAACAAAUCAUCAUUCUCAUAAUAGUUUUAAUAAAGAACAACAACAACAACAACAAUCAAAUUGUUUAUCACUUCAUUCAAAUGAUAAUCAAGUUAAGAAAACUACAUUAUUCAAUGUAUUGAGAAAAUGA
Molecule: messenger RNA, 2013 nt
Organism: Schistosoma intercalatum
Lineage: Eukaryota; Metazoa; Platyhelminthes; Trematoda; Strigeidida; Schistosomatidae
Source: the annotation of a GenBank genome assembly